AGCCUGCCCAGAUCCAUAUCACCCCUGUAUCCCUGGUCCCUUGGGCACUAGGUUUCCGACCUCUCUCUCUCUCUCUCUCUCUCUCUCCACCCCGUUUCAGAUCCCCUUCUUCUGCCCUCAUCCCCUCACGGAAGGAAUGAGCCGCAUCUAAUGGUCGUAGCAGAUUCUUGGAAGCUAGUUUGGAAGCUAGUUUCGGUUGUUGCGUGUGAGUGCACGGGAGAGCGGGACGAUUGUGGCCUUUGGUCGAUUGAAGAAAGAUUUUUGACAAGUUGAGGUGCUCUUCUCUAAACAGGAUGCAAAGCUUCAAACGGCAGAAAAGGUUUUGUCGCACGACAUCGUGUGCUCCCUAUAAUAUAAAGGCAUGGGUGAGAUGCUUUGUCGGCAUUUAUUAGGGUAGUAUAACGAGGGUGAGAAAAGAUACUUGGUGACAAUGAGAGGAGACGGAGACGAUUUGAAGGGUUGAUUAGAGAGAUGAAUGAUCAGCUAUGGUGUUCAAACUGAGAUUCGGGAUUACACGCCAGAGGGGUGCAGCAAAGACAGUAGAAAUCAAUGACGCAGGAGCCACAAACCCUGUGGCGGCGUCGCCCCCAUCUCCGACCCCAGCUGGGUCAGGGUCGGGGUCAGGGUUACCAACGCCGGCCGUUCCGCCAGUCUUGAAACCUAACGUAAAUCCUCUUGGGACACGGAAUCCUGCCAUGCCCAUGGUGCGGCAAGCUGGAGAGGUUCUUGCGUCCUCGGUGCUUGCGCAGAGCUCACCGAAACCGCAGGACAAGAAGUCGCCCAUGGGAAUUUUCGAGCCUCUGCCGUCUUUCAGGGAUGUACCUGUUUCUGAACGACAGUUUCUGUUCUCCAGGAAGCUCAACCUCUGCUGCCAUACAUUCGACUUCACAGAUCCAACGAAGGAUGUGAAAGAGAAAGAGAUUAAGAGACAGACACUGCUGGAGUUGGUUGAUUACGUGACGUCGGGGACAGGGAAAUUCACAGAGAAUGUAUUUGAAGAUGUCACUCGAAUGCUUGUUGUCAACCUGUUCCGCACUCUCCCUCCUGCCCACCACGAAAACACGGGCGCCGAGGGUGAGGCAGACGACGAAGAGCCUGUCAUGGACCCCGCAUGGCCGCAUUUGCAAAUCGUAUAUGAGUUCCUGCUACGGUACGUGGUGUCUUCCGAAACAGAUGCCAAGGUUGCUAAGAGAUACAUUGAUCAUUCAUUUGUAGUUAGGUUGCUAGAUCGCUUUGAUUCCGAGGAUCCUCGGGAGCGGGAGUAUUUGAAAACGAUACUGCACAGGAUUUACGGGAAGUUCAUGGUUCACCGUCCCUUUAUACGCAAGACUAUCAACAAUAUCUUCUACCGAUUCAUUUACGAGACCGAGAAGCACAAUGGCAUUGCUGAACUUCUGGAGAUUCUAGGAAGUAUUGUUAACGGCUUUGCUCUGCCUCUCAAGGAAGAGCAUAAGCUCUUUCUUGUCCGAGCUCUAUUACCACUCCACAAACCCAAAGGCGUUUCUACGUAUCACCAACAACUCUCCUAUUGUAUUAUUCAGUUCGUGGAGAAGGAUUUCAAGCUGGCGGAUACAGUAAUCAGGGGUAUGCUUAAGUACUGGCCCUUGACCAAUAGUCAGAAAGAGGUUCUGUUUCUGGGAGAGCUGGAAGAAGUCCUCGAAGCGAUUAAGGGCGCAGAGUUUCAGCGCUGCAUGGUGCCCCUCUUCAGGCAGCUCAGUCGUUGUCUCAACAGCUCCCAUUUCCAGGUGGCGGAACGCGCACUAUUCUUAUGGAAUAAUGACCACAUCGUGAGCUUAAUUGCUCAGAACCGUCAUGUGGUACUUCCCUUAAUCUACCCUGCUCUGGUGAGGAACACAACUAGUCACUGGAACCAGACUGUGCAUACCCUUACUGUGAACGUUCGUAAAAUGUUUAUGGAAAUGGACCAAGAGCUUUUUCAGGAAUGUGACCGCAAGUACCAAGAUGACGUAGCGAAAGCUAACAGCGUAGAUGAAAAACGUGAAGAGACUUGGAGGCGUUUGGAAGCUGCAGCAGCAACACGCAGCCAAGCUUAUUUUAGUGUAGUCUCAGACAGCGUAACGAACAGCCCAACUGGGUUUGGUAAAACUUUUCCUGGUGGACAGAGGGCAAUGGUGGGAAGCUAGUCUUUUGUCUUGGACUAAGAUUAGUCGAAUCGCUGAGAUAGAUCGAAUAGCUCGAAUACCCUCUUCCUUCUUCCUUCUGCCUUCUACGAUUUCAUCCUUCCCUGCAUUGUCUAGGGAUUUGUUUCUCAGAAUGACCAGGCUGACGGAGUCUACACUGUGUCAGAUGUGACUCAUUGUGGAGGUCGAUUUUUAGAGUCUGUACACAACCAUGUGCUACUCAAGAAUUCAGGAUUAAAAAGAGAGUCCAUGGAGGGAAAGCUAGCGAAGCUUGAAUGGUGCUAUUGCCCUGUCAAGUGACUGGUGUUUGUUUUCUUCUCCAUGAUACAUAUGUUUAUUCUCAGUGAGUUAGAGAACCUGAAAUGUUUAGAUCACUUGUUUGCUGUAAAAAGACCUCUUUAACGUGGUGUCAGUGUUCUCUAGGACUUGGCCCUUUGCAGUGAUUAACGUGUAGAUCAGAAAGAAAACCUACCGGGUCUUUCCAGUGUAGGUGUGUGAAGAUGUUGUCCAGAAUGAAAGUGUGAGGUGCUGUUGUAGUGUAGUUAAUAGAGAAAGAUGAUAUCCCAUUCCUUAGAACCUUGCCUUGCCUGGUGUGCUAGAGAUCGUUAACCUGUGUUAGUUUCUACUUCAAGAUUUGAAUUAUAAUUUUUCGCUUUUGGUCCCUUGGCCAAGGCGUUUUUCUUUUUCUAUUUUUUUCAUUUUGACCUUAGUGCCAUAGCACUAUUUUGCUUAAGGGGAACCUCUGUAGUUGCUCGCUGUGGCAGCUUCAUGUCAUCGAAUGCCGUCUUUUGGCUUUAACCAAUGUGUUGAAACUCGAUUUUGUAA
Physcomitrium patens is the source of this 2966-nucleotide messenger RNA. The record is from RefSeq and is a predicted model, not a curated record. Lineage: Eukaryota; Viridiplantae; Streptophyta; Bryopsida; Funariales; Funariaceae.